AUGUGGUUGUCCUAUUUUCUGGUGAUCUUUUUGCUUGAACUCUUUGUCGGCCAGAAUGAAGGUGUCGAUAGUCCACAUAAGGACACGGCUCUCUUUGACGAGUUUAACGCACACUUUGCUCACUUCUACAGGUCCGCUGAGGAGUAUGAGACGGCGCUGGAGCACUUUCACAAGAAUCUGGCUCUUCUCGGGGCUGACCACGCGCAGAACCUCAGUCACCUCCGCGACAUUCUCGAGCGCACGGAGGGGUCAGUUAAAUACGGCCUCAACCCCACUCUUAACCGCGAUAUCAGCCAGAAUGGGUACGUGCCGAUUGAUCCUGCUGACAUGAUUGAUCUAAGCACCCCCUGGCGCCGGUUCUCCUUCUCGGUCAAGCGGCUCUUGCUCAAACUUAGUCGCUCUACGUCUGGGGGCCUUGAAAAUGAUGAUGAUUACUGCAAAAAGAACUUUCGUCUUCGUGAUAACCCGCUACGUACAUUCUCCUCGCCUCCUCUUUCAGUGGAUCUGCGAGAACUUGGUUUGAUCGAUCUAGCUAGAAAUCAGGGUUUUUGCGGCUGUUGCUGGGCAAUGGCUUCUGCUGCGCUUUACGAAAUAUCAGUUCGCUCAACAAGGAACUACUUUCAGUCUGACUCUGCCGUUGAUGGCGCUUUCAAGGAUCCUCACUUCAAAGCUUCAGAGCAGUACAUUAUGAACAAGUCAUAUCAAUCCAAUAAUUAUUGUCAAGGUGGCAAUUAUGUAACAGUUUCUCGCGACUAUGCUGUCCACCAGGAGCUGGAUACGCUUGAGUCUCUAACUAAUUUCCCUUUUGAAUCCUUCCAACUGACUACUAAUCCUGACAAUAUAAAAAGAGAUGCACAAAUGAAAGUCAAGAACGCAUUUGUCCCUGGUAAUACGGUAACUGUGGCUAGUUGUCCAGCAGCUAUUUUCCGCGUUUAUGACAGUGGUGCUGCCGACAGUGAUUUCAAGAGCUCCGUCAAGGUUGCAAAGUCUCUCCUUGCGCGUGGAAUCCCUAUUGUUAUUACUAUGAGUACUGUCGCCAAUGGGAAAGAAGAGACGCAGAAGGCCAUGCAAUCCUACAAGUCAGGUAUCCUUGACGUUCCUUGCACCAACAACGUUAUAGACCACCAGGUGAUAAUAGUGGGCUAUGGAAGAAAGAAUGGGGUUGACGUUUGGGUUGUUCGCAACUCCUGGGGUGAACGCUGGGGCAGCAAAGGGCACUUCUAUGCUCCAAUUGGGAAGAACUCACUGUGCACCGAACAGCAAAUGUACACAGAAAUACCAAGAUAUUUUCCUCUGAAUAAAAAGGCUGCAGAUCAGUUGUAUGCUAAUAGAGCGUCUUCGCUUAAAGACAAUGUCUGGGACAAUAUUCUUCAACGAGGGAAUGAGAACUCUUUAGAUGUCGACCCAGUCCGCAACUCUAUAUCUUCGAAGAGUGGAUCUAUUAUAAUAGCACUUGUGUUCAUUCCAAUUGUCGUUGCAAUUGUCGCUUUGACUUCAUAUAUCUUGUGCAACAACAAAAAGAAGAAGCACUCCCAGAGGGGUGUUAAUAUCUGA
Molecule: messenger RNA, 1554 nt
Organism: Giardia duodenalis
Lineage: Eukaryota; Fornicata; Diplomonadida; Hexamitidae
Product: Cathepsin L-like protease
Exons: 1
Coding region: 1-1554 (517 amino acids)
Cellular component (GO): lysosome
Molecular function (GO): cysteine-type endopeptidase activity
Source: RefSeq, a predicted model, not a curated record